GAGCGGGAAUGGGGAGCGGGCAGGGAGCAGGCCCGGGAGGGCCUCAGGGCAAGCGGGCGCGGUGCCCUGACUUUGAGGAGAAGGGGUUCUGCCUGAAGGGCGACCUGUGCCCGCUGGACCACGGCAACUACCGCAUCGUGGUGGAAGACAUGCAGUCCCUGCAGCAGUUGAACCUUCCACUCCCUCCACAAUCCCUCGGAAUGCCGCCAAACUCGGCCGCCAGCCGCCGCCCGGCCAGCUGGCCGGCACCCGCGGCGAGGGCGGAAGGCGGCAGGGGAGGCAGAGGGAGAGGAGGGGGAGAGGGGGGUAGAGGGGGAGGCGAAGGAGGGGAAGGGGGGAAGGGGCAGGGGGUGGUGGGGGUAUCGGCAGCAGUGGACGGAGGGGGAGGGGUGCCGCCUGACGAUGGGGAUAGCUAUGACCCGGACGAGGCGCUGUGGGUGCACGACAGCAAGCGCGCCAAGGGGUUGAGCGAGGUGCGAGAGUAUGGAGGCUUGGGGGGGGAGGGGAAUGGGCGGAAGGGCGCACCUGGGGAGGUCAGUGUGUGGGAUAGGAUUGGGCCCCAGGAGGUGGGGAUGUGGGGAUGGAGUACACUCCUGACGGGGGCUUCAACAUGGGGUAUAAUCCGCAGUUCCCGGGGAAUUUCGGGGGCGGAAUGGGGCAGGAAUUCGGAGGGGAUGGGGCAGGGGAGUUUCCAGCUAUGGGCAUGGGGCAAGGCAUGGCACCAGGCAUGGGGCAAGGCUGGCAGGGGCGGGCGGGCAGAGGGGACUUCGGGGGGGAGAGGGGACUUGGGGGGGAGAGGACGAGGGGAAGGGGGCAUGGGCGGGGGCAGAGGCCGUGGAGGGGCAGGAGGCAGCGAGCGCAACCGAGACCAGAAAGCCCAGAUGACAGUCUUUGUGAACGGGAUUCCAUCGGAGCUCACCUCGGGCAAGGGCCUGCAGGCGUCGCUCAUCAAGCACUUCUCCAAGUUCGGCCCCGUGGUGGAUAUCAAGGUGCACGGGGAUAAGGGCCGGGCGUUCGUGCAGCUGGCAGCUAGGGAGCACGCGGCAGCGGCCAUAGCGGCGCCGGAUGCUGUGCUGGGGAACAGGUUCAUCAAGGUGUUCUGGGCUAACUUCGAUCUGCAGCCGGAUCCUGCCUCUGCUGCUGCUGCUGCAGCAGCGGCGGCGGCAGCAGCUGCUGCGGCUGGUGGGGGCAAGGGUGGGGCAAGUGCAGGGACUCCAGCAGCAGCAGCAGCAGCAGCAGCGGCGGUUGAUCCGGCAGAGGCAGCAGCGAAGGCAAAGGCGAAGUUAGAGGAGUUGAGAGCGAUUCAGAAGAAGAAAGAGGCGCUGCUGCGGGAGCAGAUAGAGAAGCGGAGGCAGUACCUGGAGCGACUCAAAGAGGCCAGCCAGCACAAACAGCCACCCGCUGCUGCUGCUGCCGCCGCUGCUGCUGCUGUGUCAGACGCAUCAGCAGCAGGUGCAGGUGCAGCAGGUGGGAGCACGGUGCAGGCAGCAACAGGCAGUGCUGCUGCUCCUGCUGCAGGUGCCAACCCGGCUGAAGCCGGAGCAGCAGGGGCAGGAGGCGGGGCGACAGGGGCUGCAGGAGCAGCAGCAGCAGGGAGCACAGCAGUGGGCACGCCUACAGCAAAGGACGCCUCAGGAUUCCACCCGUCUCCCGGCGCUCCAGCACCUUAUAUGGGCGGCAGAGGGAGAGGGAGGGGCGGUUACGGUGGUUAUGGUGCGUGGGCCAAUAAGUUCAAGCUGGACAACCGCACGACUGUGGUGCGCGUGACACCGCCCAUUCCCGAUGCCAUCACUGAGGCCAGCCAGCUGUGGGAGCACUUCAGCACGUGUGGCGAGGUGGUGAGUGUCGAGGUGGAGGGCGGCGGGACAGCUGUCACGCCCACCAGCGCGGUGCGCGUGCGCUUUGCGUCACGGCCCGUGGCGGACUACGCUUUCAUGAACGGGCGCGUGCUCGAGUCGGGCGACACGCUCAACCUCUCGUGGGGCCCACCCGCCACCACUCCCCAUGCUGCUGCUGCCGGUGCUGCUGGUGCCUCUGGUUCGCCUGCUGCUGGUGCUGCUGCUGGUGCUGCUGCUGGUGCAAAGCCAGCAGGUGUUUCGCUACUCAAGGUGGCAGCCGGGGGAGUGCAGAAGACAGCAGCAGGGGUUGCAGCACCAGCAGCCGCAGCAGCACCACAAGCAGGUGGAACAGCACCUGCAGCUGGCGGCCUUGCUGCUUCUGAGGGUGCUCCAGCUGCUGCUGCUGCUGCUCCUGAUGCUGCUGCCAAUGGCACCAGUGCUGCUGCCACUGCUGCGGCUCCUGCCAGUGCAGGCAGGGCAGGUGAAGGUGCAACAGGGGGUGCAGGAGUGUAAGGGGGAUGCAAGAGCAGCAUUUGUAGGGAAUUACCGGAAUGUGAGUGAGGAAGGCCAUGUGGGGGCCAGGGUGAGUGAGGAAGGCCAUGUGGGGGCCAGGGGGGCUGGAGCUCACUCACCCAGCGGAGCAUCUGAAUUCCAUCUCAAUCCCCUCCCCCCCGUUUUCCCAUCCCUCCCUCGUUUCCCCACCCUCGUUUCCCUGCAUCCGAGGAACCUCUGCCCUCCUUGUUCCGUUUGCCUGAUUCAUUUUGUCGCGUACAACGUAAGGCUAAGACUUUUGACUGGCGUUGGGGAAUGUAACGGCAUUAGGAUCAAUUGCUUUUGCAACACAUGAAUUCUAUGCAUUGUACCUGUUUUUACUUCAAUAUCUAAC
This is a messenger RNA of Closterium sp. NIES-67, 2724 nucleotides long. The record is from the annotation of a GenBank genome assembly. Lineage: Eukaryota; Viridiplantae; Streptophyta; Zygnematophyceae; Desmidiales; Closteriaceae.